Messenger RNA from Papilio machaon (common yellow swallowtail), 1978 nucleotides. It is a transcript of the gene Syp, whose product is annotated as heterogeneous nuclear ribonucleoprotein R. Gene Ontology annotation, cellular component: ribonucleoprotein complex; nucleus. Lineage: Eukaryota; Metazoa; Arthropoda; Insecta; Lepidoptera; Papilionidae. The transcript is spliced from 13 exons. The record is from RefSeq and is a predicted model, not a curated record. Gene Ontology annotation, molecular function: mRNA binding. Bases 46 to 1677 code for a protein of 543 amino acids.
AGAGUUGUCAUUUUCUUCCAAAAUUACAAAAAUUACAAAAUAAGAAUGGCGGAGGGUAAUGGAGAGAUAUCCGUUGAAGAGGUCCCCGGGAAGGACUCCGACGUUGGCCGUACACCAGACUACCGCAAACUUAUAGAAUAUGGCUUGGACCCAAAGGUGGCCGGCAAGCUGGACGACAUUUAUAAGACUGGAAAGCUAGCGCACAUCGAGUUGGACGAGCGUGCGCUGGAUGCCUUAAAAGAAUUUCCAUCCGACGGUGCUUUAAGUGUUCUUGGACAAUUUUUAGAUUCAAAUCUCGAGCAUGUAUCUAAUAAGAGUGCUUAUUUAUGUGGGGUCAUGAAGACUUAUAGACAGAAAAGCAGGGCGGGUGUGCAGGGCGCGCCUGCGCUGACUGCCACUGUCCCGGUCAAAGGCCCCGAUGAAGAGAAAAUUAAACAGAUCCUCGCCAGGACUGGAUAUUCUUUAGAUGUGACCACAGGUCAACGUAAGUAUGGCGGACCUCCGCCCGGCUGGGAGGGAGGCACACCAGGCGCCGGCUGCGAGGUGUUCUGCGGCAAGAUACCCAAGGACAUGUAUGAGGAUGAGCUGAUCCCCUUGUUUGAGAGAUGCGGCACCAUCUGGGACCUGCGCCUCAUGAUGGACCCCAUGACGGGCACCAACCGCGGCUACGCGUUCGUCACCUUCACCACGAGGGAGGCCACGCAGCGCGCCGUGCAAGAGCUCGAUAAUCACGAAAUAAAACCUGGGAAGACUCUGAGAAUUAAGAUUAGCGUACCGAAUCUGCGACUUUUCGUCGGCAACAUUCCCAAGUCUAAAGGCAAAGAGGAGAUACUGGAAGAGUUUGGUAAAUUAACAGCUGGACUGGUUGAAGUUAUUAUAUAUAGUUCGCCCGAUGACAAGAAGAAAAAUAGAGGGUUUUGUUUUUUGGAAUACGAGUCACACAAAGCCGCGUCGUUAGCCAAGCGUAGACUGGGCACUGGAAGAAUAAAGGUAUGGGGCUGUGAUAUCAUAGUUGACUGGGCGGACCCUCAAGAAGAACCCGACGAGCAGACGAUGAGCAAAGUGAAGGUGCUGUACGUGAGGAACCUGACGCAGGAGAUCACUGAGGAGGCGCUCAAGGAGGAGUUCGAGCACUACGGCACUGUGGAGCGAGUCAAGAAGAUUAAGGAUUACGCAUUUGUGCACUUUGAGGACCGGGACUGUGCUGUUAAGGCGAUGCACGAGCUGGACGGCAAAGAGAUGGGUGGUGCGCGGCUGGAGGUGUCCCUGGCCAAGCCACCCUCCGACAAGAAGAAGAAGGAGGAGAUUCUGCGCGCGCGCGAGCGUCGUAUGACGCAGAUGAUAUACGGCCGCGGCGGAUUUGAUUGGUGCAGCUGCUCGCCGGUGCACGGCGCGCUGCGGGGACGCACGCCGCAGCCGCAGCCGCGACCUCCUGCUGCACGCGGCGACUACGAUUAUGAUUACGACUAUUACGGGUACGGGGAUUACCGAGGUGGCUACAAUGAGCCAUUUUACCGGUACGAUGAGUUCUAUUUUGAUUACGCGGGGCCACCGCAACCGUCCGCCGUCCGCCAGCCUCCCAACAGAGCGCAACCGGAAGACGAGCUCGCUCUCGGGCCCAACUCGCUUUACUACGAUCUAACCGGAGGCAUUCAGGUACCGGACUUCAAUAUGUAAUGGUAUAUUUACCCCCCUCACAAAUGAACGUACUGUUCCGAUGAUAGAACCUUGUCUAGUUGUCGUAGUUACUGUGCGCGUAGCCUCGCAUUUAUAUAGCUUUGUAUCCUAGGUACCUGAUUGUUUCGAUAUGUAACCUUAGUUAAGAACAUGGUGAUUAUUUUGGUUGUAACUUAUUGCGGUAUACUACAAUACAAUAUGGUUACAGUUAUAUUUUGAUUAUUUUGCAGCAUGAAUAUAGUUUUAGUUUGAGUUUACUCAAGUAUCAAGUAAACAGUCGCCACAUAUUCUUGAUAUUAAC